Marmota monax (woodchuck) is the source of this 3829-nucleotide messenger RNA. It is a transcript of the gene Rab36, whose product is annotated as RAB36, member RAS oncogene family. NCBI's taxonomy places the organism in Eukaryota, Metazoa, Chordata, Mammalia, Rodentia, Sciuridae. Bases 1511 to 2383 code for a protein of 290 amino acids. The record is from RefSeq and is a predicted model, not a curated record. The transcript has 10 exons. Gene Ontology annotation, molecular function: GTPase activity; GTP binding.
UCCUCGGUCUCGGUGAGGGCACGUUCCAGAGGCUAGGGUCGCAAGGUCUCAGGGUUUCCCCCGCCUGCUUCCUACUCCCAGAACUUAUACGCGGUCUGCCAGCCUUUGGCCUGGGGCCAGGCCCAUUCUGGUCCUGAAGGGGAGCGCGGUUAAAUGAAGAACAACAGACUGACCUUGGUCAGGGCCACCCUACAGAGAAGAGGGAGCCCCAGACCGGAAAAUGAUGUGGAGGGCGUUGAGUAGGCUUUGAGGGACCAGACUCUGGGUGGGAUGAGGACUUUCUGGAAAAAGGCCUGAAACAUAAAAAUCCCCAGACCAGUCAGCCUUCAUCCUUUUAAGACUGGGAGCAGGGGACUCUCCCUACUCUGCUUUCAUUACCUGAGCUGUGAUCCUCAUCCUGGCUUUUGUGCAAUGCCUCACCCCAGAGAGUUAAGCUCAGCGAAAGAGCCUCUCCUGCUUAGACACCUGUCAAGAAGAGACCCAUGUUUUCUGAUUCCCAGGCAGAGUCCAGCAGGCCUGAGUCCCUCACACUGUGCUGCCUGCAGAUUGAAAGAGAUGCCCUGACUUCUUAUGCCCCAUUGGCCUUUUCCCCAUAUUCCUUACAGAAGGUGGUUUAGAUCUGGUUUUAAAACUGAUGAAAAGUUAGGCAGAAACUCCUAGGUAUACAUCUUUGGGGAUUUGCAUGACUCCCUAAUUCUUGUCAAGAUGAAAAUUACAAAUUUAAAGUUUUGGUUCUUUUUCUUUUUCUUUUUGAAAACCCAGGAGGGUUCAACCACUGAGUCGCAAUCCCAAGCCCUUUUUAUUUUUAUUUCUUUAAAUUUUGAAACAGGGUCCUACUAAGUUUCUUAGGGCUUUGCUAAAUUGUUGAGGCUGGUUUUGAACUUGGGAUCCUCCUGUCUCAGCCUCCCCAGUUCCUGGGAUUAUAGUCAUACACCAUUGCACCUAGCCAAAUUUAAAGAUCUUAAUUGGUGUUAUUUGCAAAUGAUCCUAGAAUCCAGCAACACAUCUUUCUAUAAAAUAGAAUGAGUGUUCUGAUGAGCUAAGCAGGAGAAUUUGUUUGUUUGUUUCCCCUCUUUUUGUUUUGAGACAGUUUCUCCAUGUUGCCCAGGCUGGUUUCAAACUUCUGAGCUCAAAUAAUCGUCCCACUUUAGCCUCCAGGCUGGUACUAGAGGCCUGUACCACCAUAGCCAGUGGAUUAGAGGUUAGUUUAAUAGGCAGAAAAGUACUGAAGAAAGCAGAAACAGGACAAAAAACAGAUUAGUUUCAAGUUACCAAGGUUAAAAUGGAGGGACUUCCAUAUCAUCCUGACUCAGGUAAACUGGGCCCCUUUGGAUUAAUUGCUAUGAAUCUCAUGGUGAUUUUGUUGUUGUUGUUGUUGUUUGCUUUUUUGUUUUGUUUUUGACAACUGAUUGUUUCAGAGUUCAGUUUGAUCACGUGGCACCUAACACAAGUGACUACAUUCUGGUUUGGUCUGAUCUGCUGAGGCCUAGUGCAAGGAGGCUAAUCCAAAAUGAUGGGCUCCUAUAAAUUUUAUUUAACACUCUCUUUCCUCUGUUUGAGUCCACAGGACUCUGGAAGAAUGAGGUCUUCUCUGAUGCCUUUGGGGCCCCCUGUGAGCCGGGACCGCAUCAUCACCAACUUUCCUAAGUGGUACACACCUGAUGCCUGCCUGCAGCUCAAGGAGCACUUCCACGGGCAAGUCAGCGCAGCCUGCCAGCGCAGGAACACGGGGACUGUUGGGCUCAAACUCUCCAAGGUGGUGGUUGUUGGUGACCUCUAUGUGGGAAAGACCAGUCUCAUCCACAGGUUUUGCAAGAAUGUUUUUGACCGAGACUACAAGGCUACCAUUGGGGUAGACUUUGAAAUUGAACGCUUUGAGAUUGCUGGGAUUCCCUACAGCCUCCAGAUCUGGGACACAGCCGGACAGGAGAAGUUCAAGUGCAUUGCAUCUGCCUAUUACCGAGGUGCCCAGGUGAUCAUCACAGCCUUUGACCUCACUGAUGUACAGACUCUGGAGCAUACCAGGCAAUGGCUGGAGGAUGCACUAAGGGAGAAUGAGGCAGGCUCCUGCUUCAUCUUCCUCGUGGGAACCAAAAAGGACCUUCUGUCAGUAGCAGCAUGUGAACAAACUGAACUGGAGGCUGUGCACCUGGCCAAUGAGAUGCAGGCUGAGUACUGGUCAGUGUCAUCCAAGACUGGAGAGAACGUGAAGGCAUUCUUCAGCCGUGUCGCUGCCUUAGCAUUUGAGCAGUCAGUACUGCAGGAUCUGGAGAAGAGAAAUGGCACUCGGCCCCAGGUUGGCGAUGGAGACCUCAUCCGAAUGGAGGGGAGCUCACUGGAGACCCAGGAGAACAAGAGGCCCUCCAGCCUGAGCUGCUGUUAGCUUGGGCAAGCAUCAGAGGCCUCCACUCCUUGGGUGCAUGGGCAGCAGCUCCUGUGACGAUGGAGAGGUGACGUGGAGCUUGAACUCUGCAGUAUGUCUCCCCUCUAGGUGUAGAGGGCUUGCAUUCCCAAGGAUCAGCCGUUUUUCUGGCAGAUCAGGAGCCACUGACUGCCAGAGCACUCCACACUGCCUACCAAGGGGCAUCAUGCCUGACUGUGGGUAUUUCAGUGAGCUCCUUAAAUGGGCAGUCUCACCUUUAGGGUCAUCAGAAUGUCAUCUGUGGCCUUGAGAAGCCUCAGGGCUACAAGCUCAGGACACUCCUGCAUUGUCAUACAUCUUUCACCCAUGGCCCACAUCAGCAGUCAACCCUGGCACUCUUUCCAAAGAUCUUAGAUGUGGCUUCAGAAUCCUUCUCAUUACAAUGUUCCAGGUGACCAGAAUUUGUCAAGGAGAAAACCUACUUGCCAUCCUACCAGGGAGUUUUCUAUUAUCAAUGGGACAUGAAGUUCCAGGCCUUGGAACUCCAGGCCUCACUGUGCACUGUCCCUCUGCCACAGACUUCCGGGUUCCUUGGGCAGCCCUGCUCCUCUCAAAGGCAAUGGACAAGAAAGUCUCUCAGGUUCCUCCCUAGUACCUCUGAGAUCCCCAUGGUCCUGCCCUCCAGGUCAUUGGGCAACAAUGGACAGAACAAGCUGCUCACACGUCUGGCCCAUCUAGAGGAUGAAUUUCCUUUGCCAUACUGUGAGAUGAAGGACUUCAUGGCCACUCCUUGGAUAACUCACUUCUUAUCCCCUGAACUUUAUUCUGCCCUGCUCUGGCACUCAUGGUGACCACCGUUGCCUUCCUGCCUCUCUCUCUCCCAUUGGCCGUAUAUCUGCAGGACUUUUGUGAUCUGACCACUACUCAUCUAUAGAGGACUCAAGAGACUGUCCAGAGUCUGGCAUGUUUCUGACUCCACCAUUUCCUCUUGCAAACCCAGAGUAGGCAGGAACACCCCCAGCUCUCUGCCCAGAGUACUUGCCCUCCUCUGUGCCCCUCCUUUUGCUCUUCCAUGGGGUCUUUCCUGACCCUCUUCACUGCUAUUAACUUUCCCACCCUCCCCAUGCCACUCAUCUCUGCCCUCUGCUGGUACAUCCAGUAUCCCUGUCUGCUGCCUGUAGAUGGUGAGCAUUUUGUAGGCAGCUGUGCUGGUCAGCACCCUUCUAGUGCCUGGCACACCUCAUGUGCCCAGUAAAUGUUAAUUGACUAAUAACAAUUACCAAACAUCAAAAUUAUAAUGAACAAUGGCAUAUUUUUUCUGUUCAUUACCUCAUUACCUUUUCCUCAGUUUCUCUCUCUACAUAUGUAUGAUAUAUAAAACAUAUAUAUAUAAACACUUCUUUAUAUAAAUUGCAUUUGAAAAAAUUGUGUGCUUACUGUAAAAAAAAAAAAGCAAAACAGUACAAA